AUGUAUCAAGAAAAACAAAUAAAAGAAAACUCAUCUUCAGGAGCCUGGAACAUCUGCAUCUUGCUAGCUAGAGACAAGAUGUCAAGGCCUGAAAGGCGAACAGCACUCACAGCAGGCAAACGUUGCCAUUAUCGCAUCGAUAUCACUGUACUCAGUGAGACCAGGCUUGCAGACGAGGGUUCAUUACAGGAAGCAGACAAGGGUGGACAUCUUUUUUUGGAUCAGUGGCUGACCUACCAGUGGGAUACAGAAAACAUUCUGGUGAUGGUAGUGAUAUCACUGGAAGGAAGACAUCCCAUAUUAAGGCCACACCCUCCAGUUGUAGGCCAUGUGAGCCAUCAUAAUAUUGAACUGAGUUGGGACUUGGAACAACAACGAAAAGGUCCUCAAGAGCAAUGGCUAAAAUUUUCAGUUGAAGAAGAAGACCCUAAGUUGCAUAAAUAUGGUUUGAUUUACACGGGAUAUGCCCGACAGCAUAUAGUGGAAGGUCUUGAGCCCAGAACAACUUACAGAUUUCGGCUUAAAGUCACAGACCCUGAAGGAGAAUCUGUUUAUAGUUCACCUAUUUGUGUAACGACAACAAGUGAACCAAUGAGUGGGGAGCAGCUCCACCGUGCUGUAAGCAGGAAUGAUACAGACGAUGUUACUCAUAUUCUUCAAGGAAGGCAAGUUGUUGUAGAUACACUCAAUAAACUAGGACUUACAGCUUUGAUGGUUGCUUCACAAAAAGGAUAUGCAAGUCUUGUACAGAUUUUGGUAGAAAAAGGAGCAGAUGUGAACAUGAAAAAUUCCAGUGGAAAAGACAGCUUAAUGAUAGCUUGUUUUGCUGGUCACCUGGAUAUUGUCCAGUACCUCAGAUCCCAAGGAGCUUCCUGGCUAUCCAGGGAUUUUGGGGGAUGUACAGCUAUGCAUUGGGCUACUGACGGAGGACACUGUGAUGUUAUUGAAUGGAUGAUCCAGGAUGGUUGUGAGGUUGACUCUAAAGACUCUGGCUUGGAAUGGACUCCACUGUUAAGAUUAUGUGCAUUAACUGGAAAAACAGACGUAGCUACACUUUUAAUAGACGCUGGAGCUAAUGUGAACAUAAAAGAUAAGGAUGGCAAGACACCUUUGAUGGUGGCAGCUUUAAAUAAUCAAGAAGAUUUGGUUGCAUUAUUAUUAGAGAGGGGAGCAGAUCCUGAUAUUAAAAAUGAGUUUGGUAAGGGUGCUCUGGAAAUGGCUAGAGGCUUGAACAGACAGAGUGUGGUUUCAAUAAUAGAAGAAAAGAAAAAGCAAUUAAGCAGUGUGUCUGUUGAUCUUGCUGCAUCUACCCCUUCACGCUUAUUUGAAGAAAGUGCAUCUUAAUCUUUCUUGCCAGGAAG
Messenger RNA from Candoia aspera, 1361 nucleotides. It is a transcript of the gene FANK1, whose product is annotated as fibronectin type III and ankyrin repeat domains 1. Gene Ontology annotation, biological process: regulation of apoptotic process. NCBI's taxonomy places the organism in Eukaryota, Metazoa, Chordata, Lepidosauria, Squamata, Candoiidae. The coding region runs from base 1 to 1344 and encodes 447 amino acids. Gene Ontology annotation, molecular function: protein binding. The transcript is spliced from 12 exons. Gene Ontology annotation, cellular component: nucleus. The record is from RefSeq and is a predicted model, not a curated record.